AUGUAUAAUUAUGAAUUGAGACGUAUGUUAAAAUACGGUCAACCGGGAUAUAUAACCCAUACUAUAGGCGCCAUAAUGGAGUGGACACACGUGUUAACCUACGGCCCAUACGCAUUGACAAUCGGUUUUGGUAAUGGACAGGUAUAUCCCUGGUUGCCCUACGUCAGCGACACCGGUACAUUAGCUCCAGGGGCUACGCUAUUCACUCUAUACUUCACCAUUAAUUCAAUGAUAUUUUUGGCGAUACUAUUGAUUAGAUGGCAAUCUAUUAAGUCAUUCAACCAAACAAACAGUGUAUUACUCACUAAACUCAAUGGUCGGGCAGUAGGUAGCGGUUUAUGUGCAGUAUUGGGUGGACUCCUGGUUGCCUACAUCCCGGCCACAGACUUACGUUUGUGGCAUCCUGGUCAGCCGGGAUUUAUACCCCACCUAAUAUCCAGUGUAUUUGAAUGGGUGGCUAUAAUGACCACGGGACCUUACAUGGCUGACUGCAAUGGCUGA
Messenger RNA from Oppiella nova, 501 nucleotides. The record is from the annotation of a GenBank genome assembly. NCBI's taxonomy places the organism in Eukaryota, Metazoa, Arthropoda, Arachnida, Sarcoptiformes, Oppiidae.